AUAGUAUUUAAGAUUAGCAACACUAAUAAGCUUUUCUAGUCGAUUUCAACAGUGUUUAUAGGAAGUGUACUUACGUUUAUUUUUAAAUCUGCAAAAAAGUAGUUUUUGAUGUAUUUUAUGGGGAAAAAAUGACACAAAUGAAUGUAAUAAGUAAAUGUUAUUUAAUCGUUAGAAAAGAUUACUAGCAAUGGCGACUUAAUUUUUUUUUAAUUUUUUUUUUAUUACGAACAUGACUGAGGAAUUAAAAUAUAAUUUGUUGGAAUAUACUUUAACUAACGAUGAGAACAAAAUUCUAGAGAUUUGCAUUACUUGUCUGAAUAAAGAUGUUCCUUUUAUAGUUUUGUCGAAGUGUGAACAUGUGAAGAUUUUUGAUAUAUUAUUGGAUUAUAAGGUGGAGUUAAACAAUAGUUUUAUAUGCUACACAUGUCACAAUGUUUUGAAAAAGAUAUACAAGUUCAAGAAUCAAGCUAAUGACAGCAUUAACAAGUUGUAUAAUGAGGCGAAACAUUUAGAAAUAACGAAAACAAGUCCAUGUCUUCAAUAUUCAAAUAUAGAAAUAAAUUCUACGAUAGAUUCUCAACCGCUUGUGGUCGAAAUAAAAGAACCGUCCAAUAAAGAGAAUUUUAUUGAAAUUGCUACGGAAAUUAAAAUAGAAAGAAGCUUGGAUCUUGAACAGGAGAUACCUUUGAAGCCUAAAAAGGAGAAAAGAAAAGUCGGCAAAGCAAAAACUCCCUUACAGAAAAAGUAUGAAGGAAAAAUAAGAAUAGUCAUGUUAACUACAGAAGAAAUGUUAGAAGAAAGGAAAGCAGAGGCCUUAAAGAAGAAUUACAUAAAACUGCCUUACAAAUGUGAAUAUUGCAUAACUGGUUUUGAUCAUGAGUUAACUUUGAAGAGUCAUAUGGAGAAACGGCAUAGUAAAAAAAGCGAUGGUAUAGAAUGUAAGAUUUGCAAUUCGAUUCUCGGCACGAAAAUGUCUUUCGACGAACACCAUAAAAGACACUUUAGACGAUAUGAAUGUAUCGAGUGUGGUAGACGCAAUAACAACGUGUACACAGUACUGAAACACUACAACGAAAAUCACGGCAGGAUCAAAACUGUAUUUAGCUGUAAACUGUGUGAUUUUUCUACAGAGUCGCACAGAGUGUACCGAUAUCACCGGGACAAGCAUCGAACCAAAAAGGUCGAGUGUGAGUUAUGUGGAAAUACGUUCGUGAACAACGCCGGACUCAAGAUACACAUGUUCACAGUACACGGCCAAUCCAACCGAGUGUACUCCUGUGCUGAAUGUGGCAAGCAGUACCGCGCUAAGUCUGGUUUGGCUGCCCAUGCGGUCACCCACGCCCCUUCCCCCGCCUACUGCGCUGACUGCGACGCCCACUUCACUUCGCAGCUGGGCCUGAAGUAUCACUUGAAGCACCACUCCAAACACAGCGAGAAAAGAUUCGAGUGUAACGAAUGUGACGCCAAGUUUAUCGUAAAGAGGUCGCUCCAGGAUCACAUAGACUGGAUUCAUCUCAACAAUACGGAGCACGUUUGCAAUAAAUGCAAUAAAGUGUUCAUAAACAGUGCGAGCUUGAAGAAACACAGAGAAUUUGUUCAUGAGAAGAAGAGGCCGCCGAGAAACAAAAUUUGCGAUCACUGUGGCAGGGGCUUCACUUCCCUGUCUAUCCUGCGCUCGCACAUCCGAACCCACACGGGCGAGCGGCCGCUGCACUGCGCCCACUGCCCGGCCACCUUCGCCCACUCGGCCGCCCUGUACACUCAUAAUAAACUCUUGCACGGAAAAACUUAAUAAAUAUAUUUUGUUUUAUUG
Molecule: messenger RNA, 1813 nt
Organism: Melitaea cinxia (Glanville fritillary)
Lineage: Eukaryota; Metazoa; Arthropoda; Insecta; Lepidoptera; Nymphalidae
Product: zinc finger protein OZF-like
Exons: 11
Coding region: 230-1792 (520 amino acids)
Cellular component (GO): nucleus
Molecular function (GO): zinc ion binding
Source: RefSeq, a predicted model, not a curated record